Triplophysa dalaica is the source of this 2306-nucleotide messenger RNA. RefSeq names its product nuclear receptor interacting protein 2 (gene nrip2). Gene Ontology annotation, molecular function: aspartic-type endopeptidase activity. Lineage: Eukaryota; Metazoa; Chordata; Actinopteri; Cypriniformes; Nemacheilidae. Bases 427 to 1254 code for a protein of 275 amino acids. The transcript is spliced from 6 exons. Gene Ontology annotation, biological process: proteolysis. The record is from RefSeq and is a predicted model, not a curated record.
GAAAGAGAUGACACAUUCAGCCUCUGCACCAAGGACAGAGCAAGCGUCACUGGCACGCAUACCGGCUGAAGAUAUCUACAACACACGCUUCACCAUGACAACCACUGCUCUGGAGUGACAGCUGUCAAUCAAGAGGAUACGAUUAUCAAGAUCACCUGCCACAAGAGAUUACAUCAUAAUACUGGACUAAAGAGGAGUAAUUCUUUACAAAACUUAUUAUUUCUUAGAUAUUUAUAUCAAGUCACAUAUUUGAUCUUUCAAGAAAAGGAGAUACUGCUCCGCACGUCUGCAUGCGUUCACGUGCAAGUGUGAAAUUGUCUAGCUCUAAAUCAGGGUCACAGUGUUGCUGGCUCUCAUCCGUAAGAAGCAGCGGUUCAGGGUUUAAUCAGCUAGGACAGGUUUGUGUAUUUAACAUUGCCGGAGAUCAUGAGUGCGGGAAAGAAAGAGUUAGAGAUGAGGGACAAAGCCAUCAUGCAUCAGCAAAGGAGACUAAAGCAGGCCACCCAGUUCACGCACAAAGACUCAGCUGACCUUCUGCCCCUGGAUGGCUUGAAGAGGUUGGGCACCUCCAAAGACCUGCAACCCCACAGCAUCGUGCAGCGACGCCUUAUGGAGGGCAACAUCCCACGACUGCGUGGAGAAGCCCGGGACACUUCCUCUCACGUUCGCUCUCCACUUGUAGAUAGCAAAGAGGGCGGAGAACCAGAGGAAAGAAGUGAGAGCACUGUGGACGACUCCACAGAAGAGAGAGAGUCUCCAGAAGAGAGCGAGAAGAGCCUCAGGUCUGACGAGGAUGAGGACAAUGAAGAAGACAGGAAGAAAGUGGGAGAGAGAGCAUCCAACCUCUCAGCUCUAGUGGUCCAGUGUAAGUGUGGUGACGCGGAGGUGAAGCUAUCCAUAAACACAGGGUGCCAACACAACCACAUCUCUAAGACAUGCUGCAGAAGACUGGGACUGAAAACCAGCCACGAAGAAAAGCCCCAUGGGAAGCUGCCAUUCAGUGAAUCGACGGAGGAGACGGUGAAGUCUCUGCACUUGCAGCUGGGCAGGGAAAAAGUCCAAUGCACCGCACAAGUCAUAGAGGACGCAACGUUUGAGGUGUGUCUGGGUCUACAGACUCUGCUGGAACUCAAAUGCUGUCUGGACCUGAACUGCAGAGUGCUCCGUCUCCACAGCACAGAGCAAGCGCUGCCCUUCCUGGAUUCACCUGCCUGCAGCCAGUGCCAUCACCAUGACAACAACAAAAACAUGUGACCUCAGACCCACGUGCCCGCCAACCGCCCGAUCGUACCCAUAUAAUCAGAGAGGAAGUUCAAAACGGAAAGCCUUUGUCUGGACUCUUGUUCCAGAUGAACAUAGCCAGGCCUCUCUCUCCCCUUUACAUCCUUAUUCCUUCGUUUUUUUGUUCGUCUCUGUGCUAUUUACAGAAAUCUGCCAAGUGUAAUUUUUUCUGCUGUGCUAAAUUCGUUUCAAUUAAAAGUGUUGCGGGGGAGGAAGAUUGCGUUCCGAUAUUAGAAAUUGCCUUGAGUACACGGUUAAUCCGCAAGAUGCUGCGUUAAUCUUUGUAAGGUCACCAGUAAUAUCUUUAACUGGAGAUUGUAAUGACAAGUACAUUAAAUUCUUGUUUAUUAUAUUAAAAUUGAGAGAUUUACAACAGCUAUAAAGUCCCUAAACAAUCAGACUUUUCAUUUUAUAUAUUAAAACAUAACAAACUUGAUCGAAAGUUGCACAAAUUGAACUAAAAAUCACAACUCCGAAAUUGCCUUUUACUAACCAAGGACUGUGUUUUCUGUCCUGUUUUCUCUUUACAAGAUUAAAUCGGCCCUCAGAUGAUAAUAUGGGGCUUCGGUCAAUCCAAUAAAAUGUUAAUAUAGCCCUUGGGCUGGACUUGCGCUGGUUUUCUUCUGAAGGGCCUUAAACAUUCCAAUCUGCAUGAUUUUAUAGACGUCCCCCUUUGUGUUUUUCGAUGUUUUGCGCUAACCAUCUAAGCACGAGUGUGUGUGUGUUUAGGUUAGAAUACAAAGCGUGUUUGAGCUCUUUUAGAACAAUUGAAGAGCCCUGAUUCAGCUUCUGGGCACAAACCUUCAUAACCAAAGGCUUGUCUCCACCACCCACAUGCCUCGCUCAUUGUUUAGUCUUAGCACGGGCAUAUAAACACCCGUCUCAGCUCCCAUCGAAAUGCCAAGCGACGAUAGAAAGAGGGCAAAUAUGAAAAGAGUUUAUUUUUGUGUGUUUUUGGUUUCGUUUCCUCUGAACAGUAUUUUCUCUGCCUAAAUAAAAUAAAAUAUGUAUUCUGGAUAUACAAA